Molecule: messenger RNA, 587 nt
Organism: Athene cunicularia (burrowing owl)
Lineage: Eukaryota; Metazoa; Chordata; Aves; Strigiformes; Strigidae
Gene: SNX3
Product: sorting nexin 3
Exons: 5
Coding region: 1-537 (178 amino acids)
Biological process (GO): late endosome to Golgi transport; endocytic recycling
Cellular component (GO): early endosome membrane; retromer complex
Molecular function (GO): phosphatidylinositol-3-phosphate binding
Source: RefSeq, a predicted model, not a curated record
AUGCAGAAACCCCUUUUAACUGAAGGCAAGUGGUCUACUCAGGGUAAUAAUGAGUGCUGUGGUUCAAGCCUGGCCAAGCAGCCAAACACCAUGCAACUACUUGCUCAUCUUCCCCUGCCUCAGGGAAUGGAGGAGAGAAUUGGAGGGGGAAAGAUAUGUUCUUGUUUUCAGACAAAUCUACCAAUCUUCAAAUUGAAAGAAUCCACAGUCAGAAGAAGAUACAGUGACUUUGAAUGGCUAAGGAAUGAACUGGAAAGGGAAAGCAAGGUUGUGGUACCACCUCUACCAGGAAAAGCUCUUCUCCGUCAGCUCCCCUUCCGAGGAGAUGAUGGCAUAUUUGAUGAUUCCUUUAUAGAGGAAAGGAAGCAGGCUCUUGAACAAUUCAUAAACAAAUGGGAGAUAUUAUCAGCUUGUGUAAUGAUGCAUGUUUUCUCUAAUCAUGAGAAUCUUUCUGAAGAUGUAAAAACACUACCUGAGGGUUGCAGGCCACCCACUGGCACAGAACGAGCGCUGUCUUCACAUGUUCUUACAAGAUGAAGUAAUAGACAAAAACUAUACACCAUCCAAAAUAAGACAUACUUGAGUUC